AUGGCGAAUCAAACAGACUCCCUUUUAUCACAAAAAUCGUCUGACUCCGGCCUACACAUUCAGCUCCACCCUCUUGUACUCCUCACGAUUUCCGACCACAUCACCCGACACGUUAGACGGGGACAGAAAGGGCCGAUUCUUGGAGCUCUACUGGGUCAGCAGCAUGGGCGCGAGAUAACAGUGGAGCAUGGCUUUGAGUGUCUUGUGGUGGAAGAAGACUCGAAUGGCGAAAUUCAAAUGCCGAACGAAUGGUUUGUGGACAGAGUAAAGCAAUAUAAGGAUGUUCAUAAAGUUCCUGCUCUCGAUCUUGUUGGAUGGUGGUCUACAAGCCCUCCAUCUGGCCCGACAAAAGCCCAUCUCCCAAUCCACCGGCAAAUCCUUCAAAGUCACAAUGAGUCCGCGAUAUUCCUCGCUUUCCAUCCCACCCAGGCACAAAAAGUCUCCUCUGGCAGAUCAAAACUCCCAGUGUCUAUCUACGAGAGCGUAUACGAGGGGGAAAGCGCGACAGAUGGCGGAAAGGCCAUGCAAGUGGACGGCGAGGAGCAGUCGCUGAAUAUCCGUUUCCGAGAAAUACCGUAUACCGUGGAAACCGGAGAAGCUGAGAUGAUUGGUAUUGAUACGGUGGCUCGCACAGCUAGAAAUGCGGCUGUCAUCGACCAUUCUGCCACAGCCACCUCAACCUCGACAGAUCCAACGAAGCAGCAAGAGAACCUAGCACCCACCACAGACCUCCUUUCACCAGAAGAUGAAGAAUUAAUCGCAUCACUCAACACACGCGUCAACGCCAUCCGAACGCUGCAGUCCCGAAUUUCUCUUCUCAAAUCAUACGUCUGUGGCAUAUCCCCAUCGUCUGAAAAUCCCCAAGGAGAAUCAUCUGCACAACUAAACCACUCAGUCCUCCGAGACAUUAACUCCCUGUUAUCGAAUCUCUCCCUGCUCACCCCACAUGAGAACAGCGCCUUUGCAACGGAGGCGCUUGCGCAAAACAAUGAUGUCAAUCUUGUAGCCCUUCUGGGUCAACUAAGCCAGAGCAUUAGCGAUAUAAAGGAUGUCGGCAAGCGCACGGCAAUCGUGGCCAAUUCAAGGCGGACUGCGGCAGCGCGCAAAGGGCAAGGCAUCCCCAGUCGAUAUGAAGAUGACAUCAUGGCUGGAGCUGGAAUCGCACCAUGA
Molecule: messenger RNA, 1170 nt
Organism: Aspergillus calidoustus
Lineage: Eukaryota; Fungi; Ascomycota; Eurotiomycetes; Eurotiales; Aspergillaceae
Source: the annotation of a GenBank genome assembly